UGGGGCUGUUGGCGCUUCAACUCUUCUGCCUCUCCGAGAGUUUCCGUCAAAAAUCAACACAUCGUCAUCUUCCACUUCCCUCUUCCUUCCCUCAACAUCCGCAAAGCGAAAUACCAAGUGAAAGAUCGCAACCAUGCCCAUCUCCAAAAUCCACGCCCGCUCCGUCUACGACUCCCGUGGCAACCCCACCGUCGAGGUCGACAUCAUCACCGAGACCGGCCUCCACCGGGCCAUUGUUCCUUCCGGUGCCUCAACAGGCUCCCAUGAAGCAUGCGAGCUGCGCGACGAUGACAAAACUCAUUGGGGAGGAAAGGGCGUCCUCAAAGCCGUGGCCAACGUGAACGACACCAUCGCGCCCCAACUCAUCAAAGCCAACCUUGACGUCAAGGACCAGUUCGCCAUUGACAACUUCAUGAAUAAGCUCGACGGAACAACAAACAAGACAAAUCUGGGCGCAAACGCCAUUCUCGGUGUCUCCAUGGCAGUCGCCAAGGCGGCCGCCGCGGAGAAGCGAGUGCCCCUCUACGCCCACAUCAGCGAUCUCGCCGGAACGAAGAAGCCCUACGUUCUCCCCGUGCCCUUCAUGAACGUGCUCAACGGUGGCUCCCAUGCUGGUGGACGUCUGGCCUUCCAGGAAUUCAUGAUUGUGCCCACCGAAGCACCCAGCUUCAGCGAGGCCAUGCGCCAGGGAGCCGAAGUCUACCACACGCUCAAGUCUCUCGCCAAGAAAGAGUAUGGCCAGUCUGCCGGCAACGUCGGAGACGAAGGUGGUGUCGCACCGGAUAUCGAGACUGCCGAGGAAGCGCUCGACCUCAUCACCAAGGCCAUCGAGCAGGCUGGCUACACUGGUAAGGUGAAGAUCGCCAUGGACGUCGCCUCCUCCGAAUUCUACAAGGCCGAUGCGAAGAAGUACGACCUCGACUUCAAGAACCCCGACAGCGAUCCCAGCAAGUGGGUGACGUACGAGCAGCUGGCCGAGAUGUACCGCGAGCUGGUGAAGAAGUACCCCAUUGUGUCGAUCGAAGACCCCUUUGGCGAGGACGACUGGGAGGCGUGGAGCUACUUCUACAAGGAGGCGCAGUUCCAGAUUGUCGGCGACGAUCUCACCGUCACCAACCCCACCUUCAUCAAGAAGGCCAUUGACACCAAGGCGUGCAACGCGCUGCUGCUCAAGGUCAACCAGAUCGGCACCGUCAGCGAAGCCAUCCAGGCCGCCAAGGAUGCCUACGCCGCCAACUGGGGCGUCAUGGUCUCCCAUCGCUCGGGCGAGACGGAGGAUGUCACGAUUGCGGAUAUCGUCGUCGGUCUGCGCUCCGGCCAGCUGAAGUCCGGUGCCCCCUGCCGAUCGGAGCGGACGGCCAAGUUCAACCAGAUUCUGCGAAUUGAGGAGGAGCUGGGCAACAAGGCCGUCUAUGCCGGUGCCAAAUUCCACGAGGCCGUCAAUCUCUGAAGCAAUCCCCUUGAGCGGUCCGAGAAACUAGAUAGUCCCCCUUGAUCCGACCUCGAAAUUGGUCG
Neohortaea acidophila is the source of this 1515-nucleotide messenger RNA. RefSeq names its product Allergen Alt a 6. The coding region runs from base 134 to 1450 and encodes 438 amino acids. Gene Ontology annotation, cellular component: phosphopyruvate hydratase complex. Lineage: Eukaryota; Fungi; Ascomycota; Dothideomycetes; Mycosphaerellales; Teratosphaeriaceae. Gene Ontology annotation, molecular function: magnesium ion binding; phosphopyruvate hydratase activity. The record is from RefSeq and is a predicted model, not a curated record. The transcript is spliced from 4 exons. Gene Ontology annotation, biological process: glycolytic process.